Messenger RNA from Atta colombica, 1305 nucleotides. It is a transcript of the gene DIP-lambda, whose product is annotated as lachesin-like. Bases 1 to 1305 code for a protein of 434 amino acids. The record is from RefSeq and is a predicted model, not a curated record. The transcript is spliced from 8 exons. NCBI's taxonomy places the organism in Eukaryota, Metazoa, Arthropoda, Insecta, Hymenoptera, Formicidae. Gene Ontology annotation, cellular component: neuron projection.
AUGGCAGCGCGGAAACUCGUAGCCCUCUUCGCCGCAGUCCUGCAACUUUGCUUAUGCCAAAUCACCCCCGAAGUUUUGCCCGAGUUCUUAGCUCCUUUAGAAAAUCAUACGGUGAUUCAAGGUCGUGACGUCUUCUUUACCUGCGUCGUUAAUCAUCUGCAGUCGUACAAAGUAGCCUGGAUAAAGUCAGAUUCUCGAGCGAUUCUGGCGAUCCACACGCACAUGGUGGCGCACAAUAGCCGACUAUCCGUCACGCACAACGGGCACAACACGUGGAAACUGCACGUGUCGAAUGUCCAGAAGAACGACUCUGGUACCUACAUGUGUCAAGUCAAUACCGACCCUAUGCGCAGUCAGAUGGGAUAUAUGGAAGUAGUGAUACCGCCUGACAUAAUGGAUGACGAGUCCGCAGAUGGUAUGGUCACUCACGAAGGAGGCAAUAUAAGAUUGCGAUGCGUCGCCACCGGUUCGCCGAAGCCUAUUGUUACUUGGAAACGAGAAGAUGGUCGUAAUAUUAUCCUCAGAGAGGAUGGGCAGAAACAAUCUCUGAAAACCUUCGUCGGUGAGACGCUGGAACUGACGGGAGUGCUUCGACAAGAGAUGGGCACGUAUCUCUGCAUAGCCAGCAACAAUGUGCCACCGACGGUCAGCAAGCGUUACUCCGUCGAUGUUCACUUUUCACCUCUUAUUAAAGUGACAAAUCAAUUAGUGGCCGCGCCGAUUAAUAGCGACGUCGUGCUACAAUGUUAUGUCGAAGCGUCGCCGCAUGCUAUGAAUACUUGGUACAGAGAUGCAGGCGAGAAACUGCUGCCUAGUGACAAAUACGUAAUGACGGAGCAACCGUUGAACGAGUACUCCUGGCAAAUGAAUCUCACUGUCAAUUCCCUGGAAAAACGGGACUUUGGUGGAUACGUGUGCUCGUCCGUCAACGCGCUCGGAAAGUACGACGGCGUAGUUCGGUUACAAGAGCUGCAUCUUUCUGCGAAGACGACACCGACGACACUCAUGAAGAACACGGAUAUUAGGCAGCGCAAGAAGCCAGUACUGAAAGGUAAAAAAAAGAACAACAGCAGCGGCAGGCGAGGACAAGCGGGCGCUUUGGAGGAAGGUGAUUCCAUCAACAGCGAUGAUGAUUUCGGUACCACGCAGAUCAUGACUGGUAGCACUCAAGAGGGCCAAAGAACGGAUAGGCCCGUCGUGCCUUCCUUACCGCCACCGCCUUGGGUCACCGUAAAUGCCGCGAAUCUCAGGCAUCCCUCGGUGUCCGCGAUUUUGCUUUUGCUUCUUCUGCCGACCACCUUGUAA